Molecule: messenger RNA, 696 nt
Organism: Pelagomonas calceolata
Lineage: Eukaryota; Pelagophyceae; Pelagomonadales; Pelagomonadaceae
Source: the annotation of a GenBank genome assembly
CCCACCGACCUCCUGUUCACAGCGGUUCAAAAUCCACUGGACCGUGACGACAUGAUUCGGAUGCUGAUAGCUAAGGGCGCUACUGUGGACCAGCGCGAUGACCGUGGCUGGACGCCCCUCAUGCACGCGGCGUCAUUAGCAAACUUCUGCACCAUGGAACUAUUAAUUGACACGUACGGGGCGAACAUCCACGCCGAAUUACACGACGGGUACACCGUGCUAAUGAUUGCAGUUGAGAAUGGAUGGCAUAGCGAUCUCACCCCCGAAGGUGUCCUGUUCCUUCUGCGCCAGGCAGUGUAUCAAUCUAUGUCUAUAUGCUCUCGAGAAAGUGGUCCUCGGCGCCUUCUCUAUUCUCUGACUACUUGAUUUCCGCACAGGCGCCGCGGUGCGAAAUGCGACCUGCGUAACGAUCGAGGUGACGAUGCCGAAGCGAUAGCGGCACGAAAUCAUCAAAUAACCCAGUUCGUCCUCGCGGAAGUCAAAGCCGGUGGCGGCUGCAUCAAGAAAUACCUUCGGGAGCCGAUUAUCAGUUUGAACUGUCUCCGCGUGCUCUGCGAGCGAGGCCGCGCGACGGCGCCGUCAGGCUUCCUUGCGACGCUGAUGGGCCCCAAACUCCCUCGGGAGUUGUUCGUUCACGUUCUCUCGUUCUGGCGUUCCGCACGCGCCCUUGACGAUAGGUCCUUCGAUCGAGUACGG